Messenger RNA from Closterium sp. NIES-67, 2131 nucleotides. The record is from the annotation of a GenBank genome assembly. Lineage: Eukaryota; Viridiplantae; Streptophyta; Zygnematophyceae; Desmidiales; Closteriaceae.
UUCCAUCAUUGGCUCUAGCCCAAUUUUAUCCUGCCUACUACGAACUCCUCUGUCUGCCCUCGACGCAUACCGUAGUCUCCGCGGGGCGAGUACUCACGUUAGUUCCAGCUCGUGACGCGCGUUCCUGCCACAUUUCUUCCCGUACAAGACAGCCAACCGACGCUUUGCAUAAAGCGUGGUCCAAAGGCCUUUCUAUUCGCCAUUCCAAUCCUCGGAAAAGUCACGGCUCGACUAGUCUAGAGCGAGAGCAUGGCGAUUGCGGAGGUUUCCCGCCACGCGAUUUCGCUCAGCCCACCUAGGACAAGUCACGCGUCCGUCGUCGCGACCAGCAGCAGCGACGGAGGAACGGAGUUCGCCGACGAAGGCUGGUCCGUCAGGACUAGCUUCGACGUUGGCGUUAACGUCAAUCCGGCAGCAGCAGCAGCCAAUCCCAAUGACGCUUCGUCGGCCGCUACUACAGCCGCCACCGCCGACGCCGUUGCCGCAGAAGCUAGUGUUCAGAGGACGGCGAGUUGCGGUCGAGAUCACUCGCCAUGCGCCGUCACCACGGAAGCCGCCGCUGCCGCUAUCGUCGCCGCCGCCACUGCGUCUUCAUCAUGGGAAAGCGACAUGCAGGCGCAGCUGCAGGAGUGGUUCCGCGAUUCCGAUUGGGUGGACGAGCCGCCAUCGAUCGAGGUCAGCAUGGGCUCCGGCGCGGUGUGCCAGCUGGACUGCAUUGCCACCGUGGCACUGCCACCGGAUGCGGUGUUUAACGUUGUUCAAGACCCGCACAAUCGGCGCGUCUUUAAGAAUAUAAAGUCCGUGAGCGACGUGCGCGUGGUGCGCGACGAGGGCGGCGUGCAGCACGUGGAGAUGAACAUGGCGUUCGCGUGGCGCCUGCCCGCGAUCUCCGGCUCCUUCACCGCGCACGUCCUCAUGAUCCAAGACCGCCCCAACCGCACGAUGUCCUACGAGCUCACGCGCCCUGGUUUUAUGAAGAAGUUCCAAGGGUUUUGGAAGGUCGAGCCGCUCUUCGUCCCCGCAGCCUCCGCGAUCGGUGGUGAAGACGGCCUUUCCGGAAGCCUUUCUGGCUCGAGCAGCCCCAUUGAACGCCCCAGCAGUCCUAACGAAGACCCGUCUCGAAGCCCGAUCAGCGUUCUUAGCUACAGUUGCCCCGACCUGUUCGCGCUCGGGGAAGCCGCGGGAAGAACGGCGGGAGCGUCACCCACUGCGACAGGAGGAGAGUCGCCAGCGAGCGUCUCGUCAGGAGCAGCGGCAGGAACAGCGUCGCCAGCGCCAGCGCUAGCGACAGCGGCGAAGCGCGUCGCGUCGCGCAUCGUGUUGCGACAGAUCGUGCAGCCGUCCGUGGCGCCUCCCCCGAUGUUCCGCAGGUGCCUCCAAGGAAUCCUACAAACCGCGACGCGGGACAUGCUCAACGAUUUCCAGACCGAAGCGGCGCGGAUCCGAACCGGCGAGCGGUUCGAGAAGGAGGCGGAGGAGGGGAAGGAGGCGCGGGAAGCGCGGGAGCGAGCCGAGAAACGGAGCGCGUCGUUCCUGCAUAAAGAGGCGCUGCGCGCUCCCGGUUCUGGUGGGUUCGCGGCAGGUCUGGGAAAGAAGACGGGGAUGAGUCUAGUGAAAGGCGCGAUCAGCAGGAGCAAGAAGGGGCUGACGUCGCUGGCGAAAGCAGGGGCUCGGAAGUGAGCAGCUGCAGCAAAGAGCGCGAGGCAUCAUUCUUGGUUCUGCCUGGUUUUUUCCGAUCAUCCUUAGUGAGAUUCUCCCCGUGAUGGGAAAUGCGCAUGUGAGAUGCGAUGAGAUUCGAAGCUUGUUCGCCAUUGUGCUGGUGAGCUGUACAGGUUGUUACCGCUUAGGGUGUAACGGGUCCUCCUAUGUAGAGAUGCUUCCCUGACUCUAGAGCCAUACCUCGGGCUUCUCCGGAUGUCGAGCCGGUCUGGGGGAAAACAGAGGUGCCCCCUUGCUGUGCCUCGCAGUGCUCAAAUUAUGAUAAGCAUGGAUGGAAUAUACUGUACAGGUACACCCAUGGUGUUGGUCAGCAGCAGCACCUUACACGUCUGAGGGAGGCUACAGCAGCGCCAUAUGGAUAGUUUAGGCAUGCAAUUCUUACUGUGGGGGUGCACCUGCUGCUGUUAACUCA